GAGAAAAUAGUCUGCGAAUACGAUGACGGGCUUCACAGUGCGUGCGUUCACUUUAUAAGAAUUUGUUUCACCGACUCCAUCAAUUAUAUUCGAAAAAACAGUGAAGAACUCAUCCUCUAACAAUCAGUCGACAGUAUUUGAAUACGCACGUUGAAAUGCAGAACAUUAACCAGCAAACGAAAUUGGUUUGAAAUCAUUGCACCAUCCAAAAAUUACACUGGUUUGUUGUAUGUAUAAGUCGUAAUAACGGGAAAUUCAGUUCAACGCAAAUAAAAGAACAACAGAAACAUUCUAAAAUGCCGUUCGGAGAAUCUGUUUGGUGUCGAAUGGUAAGCUUGAUGCUAAUCGUUCAGCUACCGUUGUUCGCAAGGGCUGCAUCGACAGGUGUGACAAAUGUUACGGCUAAAGCCAGUGAGGAUAGACCAGCCAUCAAAGAUUUGCUGGACGAGAAUAAACUAGAAUUUUUACGGUGGUGUGACAGCAAAAAUUCCACCGAAGAAGACAAAAUCACCUGCAAUGUUUAUCGGGAUCUCACAAUCUUAUUGGUAAAAGACCACAACGUGACAUUGGAAUUAGUCAAAGAGGUAUUGGAGAAAAAAGAUUUCACGAACGAAAAUUUUUGUAAAAAUCUGUCAAUGACAUUGGAAGUUUUUGGGGACACAAAUCAUCCGACAUCACAACAGCGAAAUAUAUGGGAACCUCUGAACCGACCAGACAUUUGCAUAAAAACAUGCUUUUAUCUGAAAAAUUAUGAAAUGAUUCUCAAACCAAUAUGCCGUGUGCUACUGUGGGAAUUUCAUCAGCUCCAGUCGACGGAUCCCACAAGGACAAACGAUUCGGUUACUGUACCAAACAGUGUAGUUGAACAUGGAGAAAAUUCCACGCUAACAAACUCAAAUUCAAAUCCAGAUAAUAAAACAAAAUCCGUUCCAUCGUCCGAUCCGAGUGGUUCAGCUAAACCUGUAGAGAUUGAAAAAAUUAUUUCAGCAGAAUUGGUUCCCAAGAAUUCGAGCGCUCCGAAGCAAUCAACCAGUAUUCCGGUGAAAGGCGACCAAGAAAAUUUAGAUGAGAAAGAAAAACUCAAUGAUGCAAACCUACCGGUUAACGCUGGGGUACAGAAAAAGGAUCCACUUGGUGGUGCCAACAGUAUUCCGAAAGAGUCAGUAGAUCCACCGUCGAGAGAAUAUGCUGGCGCGGAUCAGGAAAACCUGGUUGAUGAGAUAGAAAAGUUCAACGAAUCAAACAUACAGGGUAUCAACGGGUCCCAGAAAAAGGAUCUGUUCCAAGAUGUCCUCUCGCCUGGUGACACGAAUGGCGAUGAAAAUACGAUUUACGACAGCGAGGAAAGUCUACGGGAACAAGCGGACGACACCAUAGAGGAACCAAACAAAGAGGAGCCAAUUCCAGUGCAGCAGCACAGUAAGCAAGAACCGGAUGGAAAUGUUCUGGCUGAAGUACAAAAGGAAGAACUUCGCGAUGAUCCAUUUUUCGAAGAAACGGACUCAAAUUUCUUUUCGUAUUUCUUGUUCGUAAUGUUUGCCUGUAUCGUGUGCUAUGUUGCGUAUCAUAACAAAGCAAAGCUGUUCGCACUGGUUUUGGAAGGCCGACGAAAUAACUCCGGGCGAGGUGGUUUCAGCAAAGGCCGGAAACAUACAGCCGCAUAUCGAAAGCUGGACUCAAAUUUGGAAGAAGCAAUAACGUCCAGUGCAACGGGAAAUAGUCGAUCGACGUCACAAAUAAUUUACUAAGUUGUGAAAAAUAGGAUAAAACACGGAACGCUAGGGUGAUUCAUACAGUAGAUUUUUCGUUGGCAUUUUACUGCAUAGACAUUUUAGACGCUUUUUUUUCCUCGAUUAGGUAAAACGCCACUAUCAUCAAUGCAUACGAUUGGUUUUCUUUGGGUUGAGUCUAGCCAGAAACGAUAGUAGUUGUCACAUUAAACACGUAAUCUAGUUUAUUCACACAUUCAAACCAUUUCCAAAUAGCUUUUAAUGAACGCCUAAAAUAUGAAUGAUUUAAUUUUUUGGUAGAAUGCUGCACAAUCACUUUCCUACAUUGAUAAAAUUAGAAGAAAUUCAACAACUGUUUGUAUGCGUUAGUUGAUGUACCGUGAAAAUUCAAUAGUAACACAGAAUACAAAGUAUAUUAAACUUGAGAAGAAGCAUGCUGCUGGUAAACCAAAUGUUUCCUAGGCAAUCAUCGUACAGUGCAUAGCUAAGUCUGGUAGUUCAAUCUGCUCUCUUUAUUUUUUCGUUUUACUUUCGAACACUACAAACCAUCUAAUGACAUUUGAAGUAAGAGUGUAAGAUUUUUCUGACUAUAGAUGUUGAGCUUAUCGAUUUAGCAUAUGUGAUAAUGAUCUUCUUUUUUGAUUACUACUCUGACUUGUGGCAAGCUCCUUCUGAAGAUUAUGAUUUUUAUUCACAGAUCACAUGAGUUAUUGAUAUGGAUUGCCAUUUCGGAAGAUAAAAUAUAAGUGCAGUUAGUAAAACUCGUUUUCGGCACAGACACUUCGAAAUGUAUAUACUAUCAGUCGAUCGAUCAUUUAGCAAAGGACGAGUUCCGGAAUUUCCUAUUGGAGUUAUACAUAUUGAAACAAUGAAUUUAGAAGUUAUCGAAAAUACGAGACAUGCGGAACAAUUCUUUUAGAAAAAAAUAAAGUUUGCGAAACACUAAA
Messenger RNA from Malaya genurostris, 2677 nucleotides. RefSeq names its product trans-Golgi network integral membrane protein TGN38-like. The coding region runs from base 297 to 1748 and encodes 483 amino acids. Lineage: Eukaryota; Metazoa; Arthropoda; Insecta; Diptera; Culicidae. The transcript is spliced from 2 exons. The record is from RefSeq and is a predicted model, not a curated record.